GACCCGACCCGUAUUACAAUAUCUUGAAGCAAAGUCUUCGUCACGAACCUCUCGAUUGAUUCUUCCACUAAACUUGCGUCUUCAAUGGCGACUCCAUCUCCUCCGGUGAAUCUCUGGGUAGUCUUAUCGGAAUCAAAACGAAUCAUAAACGCUCACUCACGCCACUUCUUAGCUCUCUCCGUUAUCUUCCUCCUUCCCCUCUGCUUCUCCGUCACAGUAUACCCUUCCGUCUUCCGCCUCAUCACCGAUCAAUCCUCCGCUUCUCACAACAGCGUCUCUCUCCUCCGCGGACUCCACAACAACAACGAUGACGGCGAUGAUAUCGACACCAAAACGACGGUCUUGCUUCUGAUUGCUUACAUCGUUGUUGUAACCGUCUUCAAUCUCUUAGCUAUUGGAUCAAUCGCUUAUAGUGUUUUCCAAGGAUUCUAUGGUAGACCUGUGAAAUUGAUCUCCGCCGUUAAAUCAAGCUUCGCUUCGUUUUUACCUCUUCUCGCUACUUUGACUUCAUCCAAUUUCAUCGUUUUUGGGGUUUUUCUGAUUCUAGGGAUUUUAGCUUUCUUGUUCACUAAGCUUAUCCAGAUCAUCCCAGGUCUCGAAUUCGAUUACGCUUCUCCCUAUUUCCAAGCUUUCACUAUGGUAGUCACAGUUAUCUCUAUUGCAAUUACGAUUAAGCUCUAUGUGGAUUGGAUUCUAGCUUGGGUUAUUGUUGUUGUUGAAGCAGCUUGGGGUUUAGCUCCAUUGAAGAGAAGUAAAAGCUUAGUUAAAGGAAUGAAAGGUGUUUCUUUGUCUAUAAUCGUCUUCUUCGCUACAACCGAAUUGGUUCUAGUAUGGAUCAGUACCGUAGCUGCCUCGGCUCAGCUCGACGAUGACGGUGGGAAGUUGUGGACGAAUGCUUUCUUUGUGUUGCAGAUUGUGAUCACGUCUGCGUUCUUAACGCUGUUGACGCUGUAUAAUCUUGCGGCGACUACUGUGAUGUAUAUGUAUUGUAAAGCUGUUCAUGGCGAGCUUGCUUGGGAGAUAGCUGAAGAGUUUGCAAGGGAGUAUGUGAGCUUGCCUUUUGAUGAUGGUAAAGUUCCUCACUUGGUCUCUGUAGCUUACAACAACAUCUGAUGAAUGAUGAUGAUGAUGAUGAUGAUGAUGAUGAUGAUGAAGUAAAGGUUCUGUUUGUUUUGUUGAUAUGGGUUUCCAAAGGUAGUGUUUUGAAAAUCUGGUCUUUUUGUAUGAUAGAGCAUGUUGUAACUUUGUAUAUUCAUCUUCUUUACUGUUCUUGAGACUUCAAAACUUUUGUAAUGUCUCUGAAUGAUACUGGUUAAUCUGAAUCAAAAUUUAUUCUGAA
Capsella rubella is the source of this 1339-nucleotide messenger RNA. RefSeq lists its product as uncharacterized. Bases 85 to 1113 code for a protein of 342 amino acids. The transcript has a single exon. NCBI's taxonomy places the organism in Eukaryota, Viridiplantae, Streptophyta, Magnoliopsida, Brassicales, Brassicaceae. The record is from RefSeq and is a predicted model, not a curated record.